This is a messenger RNA of Paramuricea clavata, 5105 nucleotides long. NCBI's taxonomy places the organism in Eukaryota, Metazoa, Cnidaria, Anthozoa, Malacalcyonacea, Plexauridae. The record is from the annotation of a GenBank genome assembly.
AUGGCUAGCGAGAAUGACGAUAUUGAUGGAUUUGCCAGUCAAAGGUGAGUGAACGUUGAGUGCUAAUAUAGGUAGUGAAAAAUCAAACUUGUAAACAAUAUUUAAAUCAGAAUAUGCGUAGUAUCGUCCACAAAUAGUCACGUGGCAAUUAAUAAUUCUGGGUUGAGUUCUAAUUUAUCUGCAUCGCCGCGAAGCCUGUAAAACGUUUAGGAUAACAAAUGUGACUUUUUCGUCUGUUUGGUCAGUUUUCUUAGCAUGCAGAAAUCCCCUUGCCUAGCUACAGUAUUUGACAUAACUGGUUGAAACUAUAUCCCCCCCUACAAAAUUCUAUUUUUCAUGAUAAAUUCCAUAGUAUUGAAUCAUGUUACCCUUCUUAAAUUAAGCCUCCGCUCUCCCAAUGAUGGAAUAGAUGCUUUUCUACUCAACAAGACAAAAACAAGGUAAAGCGAUUAAAACUAUUUAUUUUCCUAAUCAUUUUAGCUUAAUAAGGGACUGGUCAUUAUUUAUGGCGGGGGGUGGCACCGAAGAGAAAAAGGUUGAGUAAACUAAAUUUUGAGUAAAUAAACGGUUGGGUAAAUAAAAAACAAAACAAGUCAAGGAUUGGGUAAUAAAAAAAUAUUGUCAUUUCCAAUUAAAAGCAUGACUUACUUAAAUAUUGGAGACUGAAAAGCAAUGUCAACAUUCAUAUGUGAAUACAAUAUGUGAAUCAAUCAGAGUCACUAUCUUGAUCAUUUUCCGAUUUCUUCGGAGACAAAUGGUGUCUUCAAAGAAGGUACAUGUACAGACAACAUGAAACUUUAGACUGCAGCAAAUUACACAAUCCGUUAUCAAAGUCGUGUCACAGAAGUGGUAAAGGGCACAUGUGACAACUGAAUGGUAUCCUUUUGUAACGGUUUUGGCCAGGGGUGGGUAUUUAUUUUUAAUUGAUAUUUGAAGUUGGGUAAUCAAAUUUUUGACUUUUUAAUGGUUGGGUCAGCAAAUUUCUCUUCGGUGCCACCCCCACCAUAAGUAAUGACCGAUGAAUUUGAAACUAAGCAUUUAACACUGAUAUUUUGAUACCUAUAUAUGUCAAAGAAAUAGCUACUUGUUUUUUCCCAUUUUAAUAGGUUGGGAAAAAACACAUUUCGGGCUUGACACUAAAUCUAUUGAAUCAGUUCAGCUUAUUUUUCUAUCUUUGGUAUCGGUAGGGAGGAUUUUUCAACUUUUUGGAUAACUUUUUCGGUUUCAAAAUUGUCUUCACUCCUCGGUUUGUUUUGGUGCGAAACGUGAGAGGUCCGUAAUUUGUGCGAGAGUUCCGUAUCGUGUGAUACGGACCUCUCGUCAACCAAUCAGAACGCUCCAUUUACGUUAUGGACGUAACAUUACGGACCGGAUAAAAAUAGUCUUCUUUUGCCAGAAGCGAUUCCUACCAUGUUACUAGGGCGUAAACGUCGAAACACAUGCAUUGGGUUUUUUAAUUCAACAAGACGCCGGCUCAGGCAUACACUCGUGCUCGAAGUGUACUGGUUAGCAUCACUUGAGGGACACAAUUAUGCUUGUUGUGGGAAGCUAGCGUGCAUGGAGCUAACCGUUACUAGUAAGGCUAUGUGGUAACCCUGGGCGGAUACUAUAUACAAUACAGCGGUCAGAUGAAAUAACAUUUGGUAAAGUAUUCAGUAGACAUUUCUUGAAACAUCGAUAUUCUGUUAGGUCCAUUGAAAGAUGUAACUUUUCAUGUACUGACGCUAAUGAAAAUGAGAAACUGAUUAAUAUUCAUGUAAACUUAGCACUACUGCAUGGUAGUAGGCGUAUUGUAACAACUUUAAAACAGCAGUGAAAAAGGACCUCUCGCAAAUAUUUAAUAGUGAACUGUCAAACACUGUGACCUGGCAAUGGGGUGAUCUAUUUUUAGCCAAUAAACGAACAGGGUUUUGUCAGGUGCCCAGGUGGUGUGAUCAGUGUGACAAGCUCUAUCCAGGUUCUAUAUUUUCAGAUCAGUGGUAAUAGCAUAUCUGGCCAAUCAACGGCUGGCGACAAGAUUGUCAAUUUCAUGAGAUGUAGUCAUGUACAUAGGUACUAGCAGAAGUAAACAAAAGACAUUUUAACGUAAAUUUACCACUCAAAAUCUGAGCAAAACGCAUGUUAGAUAUUUAAUAUAAAAGUAAACUUAAAAAUACGUCAAAAAUUUAUCACGCAAGUAACGCCGAACACUCGAAAAUAAUACAUUUACAUGCAUUAUCACAAAUGCCGUAUAGCACAUCAUAUUUACAAAUUAUAUGGCGUAUGGGUAGUGUUAGUUUGAAAUAGUUAUAAUUCUCUAUUGAAUUCUGAUUGUUUAAUUGGUGUUUAUGGUCACGUGAUAUUUAAUAGAAAAUUCCAUUUCCUAAGAGUGCAAUGGAAUACGUUCCAUUGCACUCUUUGCGAUGCAAUUGUACUAUACGUUUUAUUCCAUUGCACUCUUUGUGUUUUCGAUAAAUCGCAUCCGUCAAAAUGCUUCUCGUACGAUGAUCGCAGUUUAUUUUAACCUGAUAUUCGAAACUCGGUAAAUGGGAUUUAAUGCAAAUGGGUGGAAAUUCUUCAAAAUGGUGGGAGCUUACAGUAAACCUUUUGAUAUUAGUCUAUUUUGGUAUUAUAUAAAACAAUUAAAUGAUGAAUGUUUUUAUUCGUGCAAUGAUAAGAAUAUUUUCAUUCGGUGAAAGGUGGAAUGUUCCACUCAACUCGGCUGCGAUUUGCUCUUUUUUGUACUGGAAAGUGGGAUUUACUCAGGGACGCCGGAACGAUAAAAAGGCAAAGGGGGGCAGACGCACACCAAAGGGCACCUCUAUAGAUCUAAAGUUCGAAAUUUACCUAAUUUUUUUUUUUACAUUAGAUUUUUUUGGGCGACCUCCCCCCCCCCCCAUUUAUUCAGAAUUUUUCAACCGAAGAAACUGACAAAAUAGUCUAAAACAAACAUUUGAGAAACACUGAAAUCCACAAAAUUGGCGACACAGGUUUCCAAAUAAUGCACAAAAAGAAAUUAUCAGAGCCGUUCAAAACAAUCACGAGAAUAUCAAUAUUGAACAAUAUCUCGGGCUCCGUCCGUAAACCUAGAGAUACAAAUAACUGUUUCCGCUGAAAAUGUCGCGGACACCUGCGUGUAAUUCAGUUUUUGCUGCAAUUCAGUGUAAUUCAGUUUUGACUGCAAUGCAGUCUAUACUAAAUUAAACCAAUUAUUAUAUUAUUAUUAUUAUUAUUAAACACCGAUAAUUAUGCCCAGGCUUUUAGCCAAUGUGACAAUGAGAACAGAGUACAAUGAACAAUAAUUAAACUAGUUUCAAUACUGUUGCCAUUCCAUCACUGCGAUUAGUGCCAAUUCAUGAAGUCAGUAACUCAAAAAGUCUUAAAACAGUUCUUACGGAUGGCAGUCUUGCACUCAAAAUUUAAAUUUUAAGUACGUAUAUAUCCAACACGAAUAUCGCCUGUAUUAUAAAAGCUCACUCACACUCAAAGAGUGGAUGUUCAGCCUGAGCUUCCCUUUAGUGUCAGUACUGUUUUUGAAUAGCUGGAUGUUAGUGUCGUACCUUACUAUGUGACUACUCACCUUAAAGCUAAUCAAAAACGGCAUUGAUACACAAGGAAAGCUCAGAUUGAACCUCCACUCUUCGAGUGUGAGUAUAAGCGAGCUUUUAGAAUACAGGCGUAAUUGUUCUUCCUGUAUUUCGAAAUCAGAGGAAGAACACUUACUCGUGUUGGAUAUAACUUCUCAAACGAAUCAAUACAUUCAGAGAAAAUCAAGUUUAAAGUUGACGAAAAACGGCUGUAAUCUUCCUCUUAUUUCUAAAUACAGAAUUAAUAUGCAUUUCGUUUGAAUUUCCUUCAUGAAUUAUUAAUGAGUUUGAAAGGGUAGUUCUCGUUUUAGAGAAAUCAAAACACCGUAAAAUGCCCUUAUUCACAUAAAAUGUUCACAAAUUUUGCAAAGUUUUAACUUUAGUGGCCAUUUUAAAAUUGCCUAUUUUUCGUAUAACCUUGUAGUUUACUCGUUAAACACUUUACACUUCUCAAUUGCAAGGGACAAAGGAAAUCAUGUCAAUAGUGACGUCGAAUACCUUACCAAGGAACAACCACCAUACGGCUGCGGAGCUGGAUGUCUUCGACAAUGGGCAUGGUUUCAAAAAAUCUUUGUUGUGUUUCUUGAAAAGCUCUUUGAAAAAUCGGCCAUGUUUAUUUCGCAACGCCCAUUUCAUGUGAUAUUCUUUUGUCUUUUCGUCGCCAUUGGCCUGACCUGUGGAUUUGUGAAGUUGGACGUAGAGCAAAAUGUCAAAUACUUGUUUCUACCUGAAGACAGCGAAGCAUCACAGGAUAUACGUAAGGCAAGACAUUUUGGUUUUGAACUUGAAUUUCGACAAGAAGAGAUUAUUGUUUUGCCAAAAUAUAACAAGUCUGUUCAGUCGCAAGAAUGUUUGGCAGAAAUGAUUGAUUUACAUAAGAUUAUCACUCAAAUAAAGCUUCACGACGAUUACUGUUUUAAACCCAACCCAAAUAGCAAUUGUGCCUCGAUAAAUUUGUUGGAAAUUUUCGGUUACCAAAAGAAAAACCUGGUCAAUAUUUCACGGCGCAUUAACACCAUACUCCAAAAUGAUUCUUUUCUUAUGUCAAAUGGAAGACGACUUCAAGAUAAUGUCAACCAAAUCUUUGCGAAAGCUGCCUCCAAUGGUACAAAACUUGAUUCCAGAAACGCCCUAAGAAUUGUUUACUUUAUGAAAGAAUAUCCGAGGGGAAACGAGGGCAGGGAAGGCAUAUUAAAGUGGGAAAAAAAAUUUUUGAAUGAAAUAUCAUCUUUCUCAGAAAAUACUACAUGUGCAAACAUUGUCUACGCAGCAGAACGGAGCCUGGACGACUCAGUGGCAGAAAGUACUGCGUCUGAUAUUAAGUUCUUUGCGCUGACAUUUACAAUUAUGGGGAUUUUCAGUGGAAUUAUAAACGGUAGAUGCGCGGAUGCUCGCUUUGGACAUCAACUUUUAGGAUUUGGUGCCCUGUUAUCUAUUUAUUUAGGGGUCACAGCCGCACUUGGCUUCUUAAUGUUAAUCGGCGUUCCCUUUGUUAGUAUGGUUGGUAUUCUGCCAUUCUUGGCGUCAGUAUUGGUAUAG